Messenger RNA from Dicrocoelium dendriticum, 513 nucleotides. Lineage: Eukaryota; Metazoa; Platyhelminthes; Trematoda; Plagiorchiida; Dicrocoeliidae. The record is from the annotation of a GenBank genome assembly.
AUGGUUUUACACCUAGAAUCCGUAUUUUAUAUUCGUAAGAUUUCUUCUGAUUUCGCCAUGUAUAAUCAGCUAAUAUCUUGCCUUCCUCAGAGGAUAUCCUCGCAGGUGAGGGACAUCAUACUUUGCCUUCCUCUAGUAUUGAAAUACGAGACUCUUAAACAGGCUAUCAUUCAGCGAAUCACGCCUUCUGACAAGGUCCGUCUGCAGCAACUAUUUAGUGAUCUGCAGCUAGGAGAUAGGAGGCCCUCAGCCUUGUUGCGCGAAAUGCAACAGCUCAUAGGCACGUCCAACAUAGGCGUAGGGAUUCUCCUCGAGCUGUGGAUGGAACGCCUUCCUGCAAGCACUCAGGCUAUCCUUACAGUAGCAAGUGACUUGCCCAUCACGGCAAUUGCAGAUCUAGCAGACCGCGUCAUCGAACGGCACAAGCCAGAGACUGAAACCAAAUCACCUAAGCAGCUUUGCGCUGGCGCAACCACAACGACAGGCGCGACUAGCCAGCCGUCGGUAAUAGGC